GACAUCUUGGCAGAGGAAUCCAUCUUGAGUAACUUCUUUGCAUCCCAAGUUUGAAAGUGCAUAUUGCUGCUCAUUUGAGAGAAGAAAUUUGGAUUGAGGAAUAAUGGUUUUAAAGGAUUCUAUGGAACGUAUAGAUUGUAAGCUGACAACUCAAGACGAGGAUAACAAAUGCAAUUUUCGAAAAAUCGUAGUUUCCUGGUAUCACGGCCAAUGUCAAAAUCGACCAUAUGGCGGCUGUAAUCCAUCGCCCAACAACUUUUCCAGCAAUGAGGAGUGUGAACAAAUCGCAGCUGAAACAUGCACGAAUGCAAUGGGAUUAUGGGAACAACUGAAAAUUUAUUUCAUUCAAAUUAAAGAUAGUAUAUGUAAUUAUCUAGGUAUUUGUAAAAUAAUCGGACUUGCAAGAGCUGAAAGGCUUGAUGAACUAUCCCAGGAGGCAUGAUAAGCAUUGUAAACAUGGUUCACAUUUAGGGAAUAUAAUAAAUAAAUAUGAUUUUACAAUUACAAAA
This is a messenger RNA of Psylliodes chrysocephalus, 509 nucleotides long. Lineage: Eukaryota; Metazoa; Arthropoda; Insecta; Coleoptera; Chrysomelidae. The record is from the annotation of a GenBank genome assembly.